GUCGUCUGUCACUACUUCAAUAAUCGGUGGUCUACUGUCUACUGUAUAAGUAGGUAACUAAGCACUAACUAAUUACUAGUUGUCUACUGUCUGGUGUAGUUACUAGUUAAAUAACCUGAACACCAGGAAAAUUAUAAURUAUAUACGUAUGUCGUAKGCCGUGAUUAAUGUCAAGCGUUUCUCAACAUAGUUGACAUUGUUGUCGUGUUUUAAGUCACUUUUUAGUUCCUAGUUGGUGCAUGUUCUUUGUUAGUGCAUCAGAAGUCCAUGUUGUAAACCAUUCUGCUUUUCUUCUUCGUGUAUUUAUAUAGUUAGUGUAUAAAGUAUAUAAAGUAUAUAUAGUUAGUAUAUUACCGGAAAUAGUAGUGGCCUAGCGGCUAGCGGUGACAUUGCAACACAUUGAACGAUUCAGAUGACAAUGAGCAAGUUGGAUGAAUGCGAAAAUACGUUAGRGAAAAAGCGGCCGUACAGGCCUGUAGUAAUUGUACAUGGACUGAUGACUGGUGAUGUCAGCACAAUGCAGCAUCUGGCUGCUCGUAUAGCUGAAUUACAUCCAGGCACCAAAACAUAUGUUAUAGACAGAUUCUGUGGUUUGGCUAGUUUGGAACCACUGUGGCGUCAGACAAAGAAGUUAGGCGAUGACCUAUUAAAAAUAUGYUCAUUGCAUCCAGAGGGUGUGCAUGUUAUAGGAUAUUCACAAGGCGGUCUCAUAUCAAGGGGUAUGAUAGAAGAGUAUGGCACUGAGCACAAUGUCAGGACAUUUGUAUCACUUAGUUCACCGCAAGGAGGCCAAUAUGGAGCCGAAUGUUUCACAAAAAUGUUUCCUGCCCUGACAGCGCGGACGGCAUAUGAGUUGUUCUACACACGUUUGGGUCAACGAGCUCURUCUGUAGCCAACUUUUGGUAUGAUCCCAGGCAUAGGGAUCUAUACCUUAAGUACAGUGUGUAUCUUGCAGUCAUUGAUAAUGUUAAACAACAAGAAUCAAGUGGUUUUAAUGUACAACAGACUGAAUAUGAUAAUGAUUUUAAAAGGAUGACUGUCAAUAAGUCUACUCCAGUAACUAGUAGCACUACAACUGUAGUAGAGACUAAUGAUGACACUCCAAAAWUUAUUGAAGCACGUGUUGCUACAGCGAUAGCAGCAGUUGCUGCUGCUACUGUGAAAAUUGCUGAAAGCCAUAACGAUAACAACAGUGAUGCUAACAAUGUUACAGCAGACGUAGAUACACUUAUGGCUAAUGUUUCAGCCCAUGAUAACUAUUGUGCAGAAAAUGGUAAUUUUAACUGUAAUCCCAACAUCAAAAAACUGGGCCUGACUCGACUGCAGCGGCUGGUAUUGAUUGGCGGGCCUGACGAUGGGGUUAUUUCACCUUGGCAAUCCAGUCAAUUUGCUGUUCUGAAUAGUUCUGGUGGACUGAUACCAAUGCGAGAGCGGCGACAAGACGACGUGUACAGCRAUAACGAUCCAAUUGGAUUACAUCAACUAGACAUGACGGGUCGAUUGAUAGAGUACACUGUGCCAGGAGUCAGUCAUCAUGAGUGGCACCGAAAUGAAAAGGUUCUACGCGAGUGCAUAAUUGGAUGGUUAGACUAAAAACAACUAGAACUAUACUGAUUCUGUAGUGGUUUAUAAUUGAGUGGUAUUUAGUAUAACAGGAGAAAGAAGACUAUCAAGACAAAAUGCAAUUAUAAAUAUUUUACCAUCUAGCAAAAUAUUCUAUUGUGAUAAUAUUAUUGAAAUUAUGUAUUUAUA
Diuraphis noxia (Russian wheat aphid) is the source of this 1753-nucleotide messenger RNA. RefSeq names its product palmitoyl-protein thioesterase 2 (gene Ppt2). The record is from RefSeq and is a predicted model, not a curated record. Gene Ontology annotation, molecular function: thiolester hydrolase activity. NCBI's taxonomy places the organism in Eukaryota, Metazoa, Arthropoda, Insecta, Hemiptera, Aphididae. Gene Ontology annotation, cellular component: lysosome.